AGCCUCUGAAUUUAGAAUCAAAUAGGUGAACAUUAGGAAAAUGGCAUCUCAUAGUUUGAGCCUACCUACACUACAAAUUCGUUCCAAUAGAUUAAUCCAGAACCUUCCUUCCAAACUUCUGUUGUCAACUUCACGUCUUCAUACCAAACCCACAACAACAACAACACUUUCUUCCUCAAUUCGAGCUAUGGGCUCUUCUCCUUCUUCUCAAUCAAAUAACCAAAACACCGCAGAAUUUGAUUCAGGGUCUAAUAGUGUUGAUUAUAAGUCUUUAAGUGAUGUGGAAUGGAAGAAGCGGUUAACGGAUGAGCAAUUUUAUGUUACUCGGAAAAAGGGAACUGAGAGAGCUUUCACUGGGGACUACUGGAAUACCAAAACUGAAGGGACUUACCAUUGCAUAUGUUGUGACACACCCUUAUUUGAAUCAUCUACUAAGUUUAAUAGUGGAACUGGCUGGCCGUCCUAUUACCAGCAGAUUGGUAAAAACGUAAAAUCAAAGCUAGAUUUGUCAAUUAUAUUCAUGCCUCGCCAGGAAGUACUUUGUGCUGCUUGUGAUGCUCACCUCGGACACAUUUUUGACGAUGGUCCUCCACCCACAGGAAAGCGUUACUGUAUCAACAGUGCUUCUCUUAAGCUCAAACCGAGGCAGUAAGAUAGUGAAAUGUUUAUCACUCAGAAGCUGGUGGUUUAAUGUUGAAAUGGUAUAAUUGGAAAACUUGUAAAUGGAUCUGUGUAUAUGUUAUGCUAUUAUUUACUUUACUUGAAGAGUGAAAUUGUCAUGUGCUGAUAGUAUACCCAAAUACUUAUAUAUCAUGUGAAAAAGUAGUUUAUUACAUUAUUGUACAAUUUCUUAUAUAAUAAAGUUUUAGGUGUUGGCCUGUUCUUGUUACCA
This is a messenger RNA of Vicia villosa (hairy vetch), 892 nucleotides long. RefSeq lists its product as uncharacterized. Gene Ontology annotation, molecular function: peptide-methionine (R)-S-oxide reductase activity. The transcript is spliced from 5 exons. Lineage: Eukaryota; Viridiplantae; Streptophyta; Magnoliopsida; Fabales; Fabaceae. The record is from RefSeq and is a predicted model, not a curated record. Gene Ontology annotation, cellular component: cytoplasm. The coding region runs from base 41 to 652 and encodes 203 amino acids. Gene Ontology annotation, biological process: response to oxidative stress; protein repair.